AUGCACUAUACAAUCUUUUCACUUCGUUUUGUGAAGCCAUUACCGGUGAACGAAGACUAUCUUUGCUUGAGCUAUAACCAGUACAGAGUUCGAAUGAGCCAAGUACCUCUUCCGGUCCGUUUUGACACAAAUAAAGAUAAGAUAACUGCCAAUCUCGAGAGUUUAAGAUUAGACAUAACUCAAGAGACUGGUAGUGAUAGAACGGUCGAGACUUCAGAAUCUGAUCCUACCGCUAUGGAGGUCGAUGAUGAUAGUCAAGAUCCAAAGAACGAAGCUACUCCUGUUAAACCAAGAGUAACUUCUAAAUACGCCCCUGUCCCUGAGGAAAGUGUUGUAGGUAGCACCACCUCUUCGGAUAAUAAGGUUAAUGAUCGACUUGAUGAUCUUACUGUUGCGCAAGCUCGGUAUAAGAAAAUCAGUAAGUUGUUAUCCGAGAUGACUAAUGAGCACAUUGAAUUGGCCAUUAUUCGAGAUUUGCCCGAUGAUCAUGAAGAUAUCAUCAAGAUUAAGAAUAAGAUUACAAUUCUUAGCACCCACUUAGAAAAACAAGAAAAGAUAGUGGCUGCACUCCAAAAUUUUGUCGACGCAAAUAAGAAAAAUUUCGUCAACAAUAAUCAACAUGGUGACAUUAGAGCUAUGAUUCCCUCUGACGAUGUUCCUGCAUUUGACGUGGAUCCAAGCAAGAGUAUGUUGCAAGCAAGAUCUGAUGAUAAUGAUAAGACGAUUACACUUUCGGAGUUUAUCAUUAAAUUCAAUAGAAUGUUUGUUGAUUAUGGAGUAGACAUUGACGAACAUUGGUUGUUCUACCUCGGUAAAUCUUUUGCCAAGAACACCAAGUUCUACCCAUGGUUUGAAACAAACCUUAACUCUGCCAAGAGCGACAUUAAAAGUUGGAAACAAGCGGUAGCAGUUUUGGAAAAUCGUUUUGACCUUGGAAAACAAGCUAGCGUACACCAGUUGGCUCAGAACCUUAUCAAGUUUAAACUUGAUAAUAAUGAAUCCUUUAUUUUGGGUAUGGAAAGAUUCAAGCAAUUGAUGGUAGAGUCGAAUAUUGUUGAAAAUAUUGAACUGGCAAUAAUCUAUCAAUUCUUAAAUGCUUUGCCAACAAGAGUACAAGAUGAAGUACACAAGAUAUUUAAAAAGAAAUCAUCAACAUCCAAGAGUAGUGACAUGGAAUCCUUGAAUUUGAAGAAAAUUCACCAUUUGCCUUUUGUUUGGGAUGAAUUCCAAAGAUCCGUCGGUACACAUAUUGCUGAUAUAGAAACUGUAUUAGACAGCUGCAAUGAAGACGAAAAGAUGAAUGCAGUAGAAGAUAACGGUGCGAAGAAAAGAAAGUUUGAAGACGAUCCUUCUUCUUCCGCCACAGAAUACAGAAGCAAGUUGAAGAAUAGUGGAAAGUGUACUUUCUGUGAAGAGAAGUGGACUUACAACCACAGAUACAACUGUAAGAAAAGAAUUGAAUUCUUUAGAUCCAAGGAUGCUUCCUUACAAGACAAUGUAAGUAACAACCUAGAUGUACAAAAUAAAUUGGUUGCAGUGAUUGGUACAGAGAUCUUACCAGACCCUCAAAAAGUCUUGAUCGUGGAAAAUCCUGCUGCUGAUAAAGAAGUUGUUAAAGAAUCAUCGAGUUAUACUAAUAAUCAUGAUUUUAGUAACGCUGUACAAGACACAGAAGAUUUACACGUUAAUUUUGUUAAUUUAUCAUCUUAUCAGAUUUAG
Molecule: messenger RNA, 1719 nt
Organism: Mucor mucedo
Lineage: Eukaryota; Fungi; Mucoromycota; Mucoromycetes; Mucorales; Mucoraceae
Exons: 4
Coding region: 1-1719 (572 amino acids)
Source: RefSeq, a predicted model, not a curated record